Wyeomyia smithii (pitcher-plant mosquito) is the source of this 3498-nucleotide messenger RNA. Its product is annotated as carboxylesterase 5A. The transcript has 2 exons. The record is from RefSeq and is a predicted model, not a curated record. Gene Ontology annotation, molecular function: neurexin family protein binding; signaling receptor activity. Lineage: Eukaryota; Metazoa; Arthropoda; Insecta; Diptera; Culicidae. Gene Ontology annotation, cellular component: postsynaptic membrane; cell surface; synapse. Bases 45 to 1982 code for a protein of 645 amino acids. Gene Ontology annotation, biological process: synaptic vesicle endocytosis; presynaptic membrane assembly; neuron cell-cell adhesion.
UCGACAAAUAUGUUGAGCUAUUGAAUUGGUUGGAGUCGAUUUUUAUGCGAGGCAGAGCAACUAUGUACCCGAGUCGUUUAUCGAUUAUUUCGACCAGUUUAUUGCUGAUGCUACUGUUUGGUGUCGUAAAGCGUUGCGAGGGGAUCGUCGGUGGAAUACGAGCGGCGCCACCGCCGGUCGAUGAUCCGGUGGUUUUUGUGCGGUAUGUGGGAAAAUCCGCCCGACUCGAAGGAACUCGUAAUCGGCAGACUGGUUUGUACUCGUUUCGGGGACUGCGCUAUGCGGAUGCUCCCAUCGGGGAAUACCGCUUCCAAAGGCCACGUUUCAAGCGAUUAAGCGGUGACAUAGAUGCAAUUAAUAAUGGUCCGCCCUGUCCUCAACCGGAGCCGAACAAUCCUUACAGAGUGGUCGGAAAUGAAGAUUGCUUGUUACUGAAUAUCUUUUCUCCUCAAAUGCCUGAUGAAUCGACCGGUUUGCCGGUGGUUAUAUGGAUACAUGGCGGAGGUUACCGUUAUGGAUCGGCAGCACAAUACGGAGCAGAGCCAUUAACACAGAACGGGGUAAUAUUUAUUCCAAUCCAGUACCGUUUAGGAUCGUUUGGUAUUAUCGGCGAUGGAAGCAGAGAUUUUUCUGGAAAUCUUGCAUUGCUCGAUAUGGCAACUGCGGUACGUUGGGUGAAGGAUUAUAUUUCAUGGUUCGGAGGAGACCCUAAUCAAAUUAAGCUGAUUGGACAUGGUUCCGGAGCGACGGCAGCAAUGAUUCUAUCGUCAGCCGCAAUGUCGCGCAGUUCAAUUACUGGAGUUGUUGCAAUGUCGGGUUCGUCAUUGCAGCCCAAUUCGUAUGAUUCAGAACCGACAGUAUCUUUGAAUGAAAUUGUUUCAGCUCAUGGAUGCUCAGCUGGUAAUGAAACCGAAAUUGUGCAGUGCAUGAGAGAAAAGUCAAUCGGUGACAUUAUUAAAGUUGAUAGUGAACUGCAAGUAAGCCGUUUAAGUGGAGAAAAAGUUGUGAAAUCAUUAACCGGAAAUGCCGGCAUUAGUCCUGCCGUAGAGCAGCGGGACGAUGAUCGAGGCUUGAUGGGCAUUCUAACGGAAGAGCCUGCAGUGACUUUGAAAAGUGGGCACGCGCCUAACGUUCCUCUGCUAAUUGGAGUAACGAAAGAUGAGACUGCUAACGGGAUAGAUGUCGAAGAAGUUGAAAAGUCAUUUACAACAGCUUCGAAUUUCCUUAAAAGUGCUAGCAAGUCUGUGGGACUGGAUGAUUUCUUGAACUUGAAUAAAUCUGUUGCACUAUUGGACUCACUGGGUGGUGUGUUGAAUUUGUCGAAAUAUUUAGAAAUACCGAAGUCAUGGAACGUAACAAAGGUUUUCAAUAAACUAGUGGAAGCGACCACCGAUGCUGUAUUCAAUUUACCCGCUGUAGUUACAGCGCAAUCUUGGAAUCAACUGUCAAAGGCUUAUUUCUACAGCUUUGAACAUCGAUCAGAAAAUACAAAUGGAGCGGAUUUUUUUGCCGGUCUUCCAAUUGUGUCAAAAAGAAACUCGACCGUUCGAACGGAUGUUGUAGGGCAUGGGGACGAAUUGGGAAUACUAUUCGAAACACAUGACAUAUAUGGAAAUAUGAUUGAAAAAUCUGCACUAAAAUCCAAACGCGACCUGGAUUCGAGACAGGCAUUUGCCACAUUCAUCGCUAAGUUUGCGUACAUGAAUUCCAGCAUUAAAAGAGAGGAUAGCUUUUUCAAGGCCUUCACGAGCAAAGGCACACCGUACAUAAAAAUUGGUGAGAAUAUAUCUCUAGAAAAUGAUUUCAGAUUCUGUCAGCUGUCAAUUUGGGGAGCUCAGCUUGAGGCACUAAAAGCAACAUCUUGUAAGUUCUUAGCGGAUGGACUUGAGGAUUUGAGAAAAGUUUUGAGUGGAAUUACUGGAAUGAUCACUAAACCUCAAAUUCCAUCGCAAAAACCGGCAAAAGUUCUUGGUAUAAUUUAAGCUCUGUUUUUUUUUUUGUAUUUUGCUAUAUUCUUUAAUGUGGUUAUGUGAAAUUAAAACGUGAGAGUUCACUACUUAAAGCGUAAAGCGUGUGUCGUGGAAUGUCCGGAUUUCAUUCUACUCUUCUUAGAUAUUCUCUAUACUAAAUGAAUUUUAUUCGAGUUUUCUUGUAUAGAAAAAUACAUUUCUGAAAACAUGGUCAUCUCUGUAAAAAGAUAGUCUGUUAUUCUGAGUCAACUUUGUAUAGUACUAUGUCAUUUAACAAUGAUUUACUUCCAGAAAAGUUUUGUUUUCAGAAGCAUGUGACUUUUAUCAAUUACCCAAGGCCGAAUCUGCAUUACGAGGAAUAAGAUAUUAGUCCAGCGGUUCUCAACCUGGGGUACGCGUACCCUUUUUUGUAAGAUUUGGACCACUGCGACCACUGUGUUGAUCUUUUGUGGUAUUACGCGUACCCUUGGGGUACUCGAAAGCCUUUAGAGAGUACGCGAGAGAAAAAUCAGUAAUGGCGGACAAAGCAAUUUUUCUUUAAAAUACUUCAUAUGUUGUUCAAUCUUGCUUUUAAGACAUGACUGUAGCAAUCAAACAAACCAUAGUUCAACUUGAAACCUGAAGUAGACUACCACAACAUGAUCUACCACUACUCUCUCCCACUCUGCGAGAACAUUCCAAGCGAGGGGGUACAAUCGCUAUGAAAAAUAUCGCUAAGGGGUACGCGGACGGAAACAGGUUGAGAACCGCUGAUAUAAUAAAUAAAUGUUGGAAAUGCCUUGAACUUAAAUACGUUUGAAAAUAAAUAGUUUUUGCUUAUCGAAAAAGAAAUACAGCAGAAGGGGACAUAACACAAUAAAUCGAUGUCGAUGUCGCCAACAAUAAUAAAAAAGGAAUUGUGCAGUGUCUAAAACGUUGCUAAAACGCAGGCUUUGUUAUCUGGAAUCGUUCUUACAAAAGAGAUCACCUUGUAGAAAUCGUAGAUACAUUGUCGUACGUACUCGUUCUACAGGAUGAUAUUAAAUCAGUAUUCAAUCUGCACCCCCAGGAAAUCUAUAUAUGGCAUCGAUUUUUUCCACAGAGUGUGUAGACUAAAUAAAAACCAAAAGAAUUCAAAGGAAUCGAACUAGGUAAUGCAAGAUAUCGGAUGGCGUGGGUGAAGUACUGCUCAACCGUUAUAUAAACAAAGCAGGAUAUGGGGUUAGCAGAGGGAACCCUAAUCAACUCUGUCGUUUGAGGCAAUGUUUUUCUAACGAGGCGUAUAAAACCGUGGAAUAAUAUGUUAAUGUGCUUCGCUGUUAUACCGAUUGAUCAAAGCAAUAUACUACACGAAACAAAAUAGGGUAACCACCCCAAAACUCACCCAGAUUAUCAGGUUCCAAUCCUUCGAAAUGAUUUAUUCGGUAAAGGGUAAUAAAAUUAGUGCCCAACUCAAUUCAAUUAACAUUAUUACAGAAGUUUUAAUCGGAACAAAAUGUGGCAUUGUAAUUUUGUGUAACGGUAUAAUUGAAACAUGAAAUAAAAUACA